AGAGAAGGGGAUGCAUUUAAAUUACUGGGUGGAUGAAUGUGAAAGAAAUUUGUAUGCUACUCUUGUCCCAGUCACAUUGGCCUCUUAUGUUUUGGCUUCUAUUAAAUGUUUGGCCACCAUCCUGGAGGCAUGCACUCUGUUAACCUCAAUCAAACAAGUUGGUGUGUUCUUUUAGGCCGGCAUCUGACAAUAAGAUUAUUUAAUGGUUCACAGAAGCCUUCAUGCUUGUAUAAUCUCCAACAGAAAGCAGUCUGAUAACAGAACUGCUGUGUCAGAUUGGACGGUUGAAACAAUGGCUAUAUUGUAUUGUUGCUGAAUGCCUGCUGUGUAUUACACUGAAAUACCAGUACAACUUUUUUUAUUUCUAGAAUGCGGAAGAAGGCCUCUUGUGGAUGAGACAGCAGAAGGAUCUCGGAUUAUAGGUGGACAUGAUGCUCAGCUUGGGGCUUGGCCAUGGCAAGUUAGUCUGCAAGCUCAACCCGCUCCUGGAGAACCUUUUUACCAUAUAUGUGGUGGAUCUUUAAUUAAUAGCAACUUAGUGCUGACAGCAGCACACUGCAUUAAAGUAAAUAUGAGUCCAGAAUCUUGGAGGGCAGUGAUUGGCUUGCAUCAUCUGUAUAAACCCCACUCUCGUACUGUAAUACAGAAGGUCAGCACUAUCACAAUCCAUUCUGACUUUGAAUGGGGCACCUUUGAAAAUGAUGUUGCCUUGUUUCAACUUGCCAAGUCUGUCAAGUACAAUGCCUAUAUUCAGCCCAUCUGCUUACCUGACACUUCUCCUCCCCUGUCUCAUGAGACCUCGUGUUACAUAAGUGGAUGGGGAAGCACAUAUGAAAAUGGCAAAGCUGAACAUAUAUUACAAGAAGCUCAAGUCAACAUUAUUCCACAGCAAAUCUGUAACAAAUUUGAUUGGUAUGCUGGGGCAGUAUCAUUGAAUAUGCUUUGUGCUGGUACUGCAAACGGGAGUGUCGAUAGCUGCCAGGGAGACAGUGGUGGUCCUCUGAUGUGUUCUUUCCUAGAUGACACGUAUUAUCUGAUAGGGAUCACCAGCAGUGGUGUUGGUUGUGGCCGACCACAAUUACCGGGAAUCUAUAUCCGUGCAGCAAAUUACAGAAGUUGGAUUGAUUCACAUGUAUUUGACAAAACCACCACUGUGAGCAUUCAGUUUGUCCUGAUCUUUUCAACUGCUGGAUGGGUAACUUUCCACCUCAUUCUCUAAAGAGGCAAACUUCUACUCCACUGAACUAGA
Molecule: messenger RNA, 1249 nt
Organism: Lacerta agilis (Sand lizard)
Lineage: Eukaryota; Metazoa; Chordata; Lepidosauria; Squamata; Lacertidae
Product: transmembrane protease serine 12-like
Exons: 5
Coding region: 317-1219 (300 amino acids)
Biological process (GO): proteolysis; acrosome reaction
Molecular function (GO): serine-type endopeptidase activity
Source: RefSeq, a predicted model, not a curated record